Molecule: messenger RNA, 5269 nt
Organism: Cyprinodon variegatus (sheepshead minnow)
Lineage: Eukaryota; Metazoa; Chordata; Actinopteri; Cyprinodontiformes; Cyprinodontidae
Gene: camsap2a
Product: calmodulin regulated spectrin associated protein family member 2
Exons: 18
Coding region: 366-4730 (1454 amino acids)
Biological process (GO): cytoplasmic microtubule organization; negative regulation of microtubule depolymerization; neuron projection development
Cellular component (GO): microtubule minus-end
Molecular function (GO): calmodulin binding; microtubule minus-end binding; spectrin binding
Source: RefSeq, a predicted model, not a curated record
AAGCUCAGCGGUGCGGCAGGACAGCAGCAGAACAGAAGGUAGACUGAAUGGUAAAUUUAUGAUGUUUUAUAGUUAAUGAAAGAGAGAAGUCGUCUGCUUCAUGAACAAAAUAAAGGAGACGUUGCUUUUCUCACUUCAUUCAAAGAAGAGCCGUUUUCCCUGAAAAUCCUCGAAAACCCGGCUGUCAUUUGAACCGGAGUCCAUUUGAGCUGCAGAGAGCAGAAUGGAUGAAAAACCUCUGGAGUAGCAAAAUCCCUGCGUUUUAUGAGUGAAAGAAGCAGCAGGGAGGUUCCAGCCGCCUAUUGUUCCUGUGGUGGGAUGCUCCCUUUCUAGGUCUGCCUGCACUCAGCAUCACAGGAAGGAAUAUGGGAGAAGUUCAGGACGGCAGGGAUGAAAACAAGAGCUUUGUUGCUGCAGCUAUAAAGUCCUUCGAGCAUUAUGACUUUUCCCGAGCCAAGAUCUGUUGCAGCCUCAGAUGGCUGCUGGCAAAGGCAUAUGGUACAGACAGCGUCCCUGCAGAACUAAAGGACCCCUUCUACACUGACCAGUAUGAGCAGGAGCACCUGAAGCCCCCUGUGGCCAGCCUCCUGCUGUCUGCUGACCUGUACUGCAGGGCUGGCAGCCUCAUCCUGAAGAGUGAUGCUGCCAAACCGCUUCUGGGUCACGAUGCUGUCAUCCAAGCGCUGGCGCAGCGUGGUCUCUACGUCACAGACCAGGAGAGACUGGUCACUGAGCGGGACCUGAGAAAGAGACCUCUGCAGAUGGGAGCCCACUUGGCUAUGAUUGACACCCUAAUGAUGGCCUACACUGUCGAGACUGUGAGCAUGGAGAAGGUACUGACCUGCAUUCAUCAAUACUCAUCCUGCAAGUUUGAGGAGGAACGACCAUAUGAUGCGGAGGACGCAGUGACCACCUGGAUUAACAAGGUAAAUGAGUAUCUAAAAGACAUUGUUACUCAGGAGCAGAAGAAGGAGACACAGAGUCCUGAGCAGACUGGGGGUCCUCGGUCUCCAACCAAGUGGUACAUGAAGCUUGUGCCUGCUCGCUAUAGGAAAGAGCAGGCCUCCACACAGCCGGCUCCAUGGAUCCCUCCAGUGGACAACCUGCUUAAGGACAGCACAGAUGGCUCCGCUCUGGGCGCACUGCUGCAUUUCUACUGCCCUCAGCUGCUGUCACUGGACGACGUGUGUCUGAAGGAGAGCAUGAGUCUGGCUGACCGUCUCUACAACCUGCAGCUCAUACAGGACUUCUGCAAAGACAACCUGAGCAGCUGCUGUCACUUCAGCCUGGAGGACAUGCUCUACGCCUCCUCCACCAUCAAGAAUAACUACCUGGUGUUUGUGGCAGAGUUGUUUUGGUGGUUCGAGGUGGUGAAGCCCUCUUUUGUAAAGCCAAGACAGCUUGGCAAUGAAGGCCCUGAACCUUCUUCCAUAUUGAAAAAUAUGCCAUUCAUUCCAAUCUCCAAAGCUACCAAGAGAAGUUUUAUGGAAAGACCUCCAAGUCCUGAAAGACCCAGUUUACCCCUUCGACCCCAGCCUCGUAAUACAGGAGAGAUCAAGAGGUCAAGCUCCAUGUCCUUUGUUGAUGGUAACAUCGGCACAUGGCCUAAAGAAAAAAGGUCUGGGCCUUAUGGAGUGUCAUUUGACAUCCCCUUUGACAAAGAGGAUUCUAAUCCUGCACCUUCCUCUACACAUGGAAUGGUUCGAUCUAUCAGCACUGAUGAAGGUUUUGGUUUUAAGGUUCAACACAUGCCUCGGGGAAUGAAGAGGAACCUGUCGUUUCAACCAGUUAUUUGUCAGAGCAUUGGUAUUCAGGAGGAAGGCUGCCCUGACAGCCUUGCAGGAAUAGAGCCUUGUGGGCAAGCCUUCCCCAAUGGACAGGGAAUGGCAUCAGCUCCUUCUAUGGAGGAAGCUCUCCAAAUCAUCCACAGCCCAUCUAGGCCACCUGUUGAAGGCAUCAAUAAUGGCUUCUUCCUACACAACCAGGAUGCCAGGGAUGUUACUGUAGGCUCUGACCUUGUGUCAGAAUCGGAUUCCAAAGAACCUUUGAGCACCACAGACACUGCUGAGGUUGACACUGGAAUCCACAUCCGGACAGAAGACAUGUUGGAUGAAGAUUCUUCUUUGAAGGACUGCUCUGUAAAUAUGGAUCUAGAUGCGGACACACCAAGCCCCUGUCCAAGUAUUCAGAGUAAAUCCCCUUCAGGAGUGAAGAUGACCAGCUUUGCUGAGCAGAAGAUGAGGAAGCUCAGUCCAUCGGCACUAGAUUCAGGCAGAGGCAGCAGCAGCUCAAUGAAGACCACUCCAGAGGGCUCAGAGUUUGCGCUCCCACUGUCAGUCUCCUGGGCACCGACACCUGAGCACAGCCCCAUCCGUCAACAAUCAACGUCAGCAGUUACUACUCCGGCAACACCUGCGUCUGUCCAGCUUACCCCCAAUGACCCUGCACAGGUCAUGGCCACAGAGAUGGUGCAGCUGAGGAUACGGCUUGAGGAGAAACGGAAGGCCAUUGAAGCUCAGAAAAAGAAAGUGGAGGCAGCUUUUACAAGGCAUCGGCAGAAGAUGGGCCACUCGGCAUUCCUAAACAUGGUGAAGAGGAAGGGGGAUGGAGCCGCUAGUGGUGAUGAAGGCGGACAAGCAAAUGGAGAGGGAAAGUCUACAGGCGCAAGUCCAUCGUUUAAAUUUGGCAGGAGCAAGACAGAUACACCUGAUGGAGCAGAACAAAGCAGCACCCCCUCUUGUUGGCAGAAGACACCAGGCACAGGGGAUGAAGGUGGCCAAAGCCAUGCUCAGGUAACCGAAGCUGAUCUCUCAGAGUAUACGCGUUCUAUCGAAAAGCUCAACCAUUCUUUAGCAUUCCUCCAGGCUGAGAUGCAACGCUUAGCGCAGCAGCAGGAAGUGAUCAUGGCCAUGAGGGAACAACAACAUCAGCAAGCAUGGGUCAUCCCCCCUCCUCAUACAAACCCCUCCCCACAGAAACACCCUCGAGCUGUUACUCGCUCUUCUGGACCUUCCUCUCCUGCCGACUCGCCUCGUUCCACCCAUCGGUCUCCAACCAACAUCAAACGUAAAUCUGCUUCCUUCCACUCACGCAAUCCUCGCACCGCUCGGCCUACUGAGCUGAAGGUGGCGCCGUACAGCCGCGUCCUGACAGCCCCACAGUCAGUCGACAGCAUCCCAAGGCUGCGCAGGUUUUCUCCUUGCCAACCUUUGAUGAACUCUUUUAUUUACAUGGGGGAGAAGCCAGCAGCAGCCAGUCCAGAAACGAUAGACCAAGACGGGGAUACCAUCCAGGAAACAGAUGCAGUCCUUUCCCCCAAGAAUGAACCCACAAGUAUUUGUGCUGCCAGCUCGUCUUACACUUCCACUAACUUGCAGAGAGAACAAGGUGAAGAAGAUUCAAACUUCCCAACCCAGGAAAUGGAAGCCCAUACCUAUGAAGAGAGCUCAGACCCCAUGAGCCAGAGAGUUCAGGAUUCAUUUAUUAAUCUGAAACCGACCAUAGAGUCUUCAUACCCUGAGGUUCUGGCCCACCCGGUGGUAGAGACCUUCACAGUGGCACCUACAGAGAUACCUUCAAAGCCAGAACCCUCCAGCCAGGCCAAAAUCAGUCUGAUUGAGGUUCCUCUGUCAGUUGUGAAGUCACUAGAGGAUCUGACAAUAGAUGAUGAUUUGGAGCUGGAACAAGAGAAUACUGAGAAUUUGGAUGAUGAGCAAAAGCUCUGCCGAGGAUUCUUCUUCAAGGAGGAUGGAAAGGCAGAUGAGAACAUGGCACAGAGAAGGGCAGCGCUGCUGGAGAAAAGGCUGAGGAGAGAGAAAGAGAGCCAAAUGAGAAAGGUGCAGCUGGAGGCUGAGUUGGAGCAGAAGAAAGAAGAAGCUCGACUUAAAGCAGAGGAGGAGCGUGCCAGGAAGGAGGAGGACAAGGCCAGGAAGGAGUUCAUCAAACAGGAGUACCUCAGGAGGAAGCAGCUGAAGCUGAUGGAGGACAUGGACACCAUCAUCAAGCCUCGACCAGCCAAGCAGAAGCGAGGCCGACCCAAGUCCAUUCACCGCGACAGCAUGGACUCCCCGAAGACCCCUGUGAGAGCUUCCACAGGUUCACGCCAACGUUUCUUUUCAGUCUCCAGCUUGUCUUUGGCUUCGCUGACCUUGGGCGACAGUGACAGUGUUCUCUCAGACAAAAGGGCGCCGAGGCCAGACUCUGCAGAUGGCUUUCUUUCACCGAGUCAUUCCAGUAGAAAUGGAGAAAAGGACUGGGAAAACGCCUCAACCACCUCUUCCAUUACAUCAAACACAGAGUAUACUGGACCAAGGCUUUACAAAGAGCCCAGUGCCAAAUCUAACAAGCACAUCAUCCAGAAUGCUCUGUCCCACUGCUGCCUCGCAGGCAAGGUCAAUGAGGGGCAAAAGAACAAGAUCCUGGAGGAAAUGGAAAAAUCAGAAGCCAAUAACUUCCUUGUUUUGUUCCGGGAUUCUGGCUGCCAGUUUCGCUCCCUCUACACCUACUGUCCCGAGUCAGAGGAGAUCGCCAAGCUCACAGGCAUUGGUCCAAAGAGCAUUACACGCAAAAUGAUCGACGGACUCUACAAAUACAACUCGGACAAGAAGCAGUUCAGUCAGAUACCGGCCAAAACCAUGUCGGCCAGCGUGGAUGCUGUGACCAUCCACAACCACCUCUGGCAAGCCAAGAAGCCAGCCACCCCUAAGAAAGUAGUGCCUGCACAAUCCUAAUAGAACCCUAUACCCUCAAACAGUACCCAUCUCAGUUUACACUUCGCUGUACAUAUCCAUAAAGAUUCCAACACCUGCAAUGCCAGUUUGACGAAUGCAUCUCUGUCUUUUUUUAUGUUAAGUUUCUCCUCUCACUGCAUCCCUGUCUAUCCUGCAAACUAUGAACUCAAUGUGUCGGGAUGCAUCAGACUUUGAUCUGGAAUGUAUGAUACUAUUAAACAAAUGUUUGACCACCUUUGGGUCGAUCUGUCAAGGUAUGUGCAAGUUUUAUUCUUUAUGUGCCAAAAGUCAAAAAAGAGACAGAAUGAAUGCGAGGAUAUUUGGAAGCUCUGAAUGUUUUCAUGUACAGAUGGAUUUCUGUGUGUAUUAUGUAGAGCCUUAUGCAUAGGGUUUCCCGUGUCUGUGUGAGUGCAUUGAAGGAACGAUCAAACAGCAACUUUUUACGUGUUUUAAAGGAUACCUUUUACUUUAAUGUCUUCGGAUUUAACAGUUUGUAUGAAAUGGUCGUUAAAAAUUUCAAAAAGGGCCAAAAAAAUGAU